UGCGCCUCUACGGCGGCGUGUGUUUUCCAUGUCGGGAUCAGAGAAUCGACUCCGCAACGGAGCUCCGACGGCUUUGCUGAAGCAGAAUUCGUGGUCUCCCGACAUUCUCCGGGACGAGGCGUGGACGAUUCGCCGGAGAAAUCACCGGCUGCGGCGCGGCCGCAGCGUGACGGACGAUGACCUAGACGAGCUGCGCGCCUGCUUUGACCUGGGUUUCAGCUUCGAUUCGCCCGAUUUGGAUCCGAAACUCCGCUCCACUUUCCCCGGACUUGAUUUGUACUACGCCGUGAACCGCCAGUACAGCAAUACUCUCUCCCGAACCUCGUCGGCGUCGUUUUCCGAUUGCGACUCCGCUUCGUUGUCCGUCGGCAGCCCUAAAUCGAUCAUCGAUCCAGGUGAAGAACCAGAGAUAGUCAAAACGAAAUUGAGGCAAUGGGCGCAGGUGGUGGCGUGUUCGGUGCGCCAAUUUUCGCCUAACCCGUGAUUCGAUGGCGACUCAUAAUUUAACAGCCGAAAGCCCCAAAAAAAUGAAAAAAGGAAAAAAAAAAAAAAAAAAAGCAAAAGGUAGAUUUUCUCCUUUUUUUUUCUUUUUUUUUUUUGUCCCCCGCUACCAAUCUCUAUCUUUGUCUCUAAGUUUAAAAUCAUUGCUGAAAAUGGCAAUUGAAUUUCUAGAUUUUUUUUCCUGCUGGUUUCGGUGGUUGAAGAUUGUUGUUGGUUUUUGCCCCAUUUACUGCGGGGUUUGUAAAUAAUUUAAUUUAAUUAUUUCCUAUAUCUGCUUUUGA
Messenger RNA from Erythranthe guttata (spotted monkey flower), 782 nucleotides. RefSeq lists its product as hypothetical. The record is from RefSeq and is a predicted model, not a curated record. Lineage: Eukaryota; Viridiplantae; Streptophyta; Magnoliopsida; Lamiales; Phrymaceae.